AUAUCCAAUAUGUCAAUGUAAGGGGAGUGGGUAUGUAUAUAAAGUACCGUUUGCAUCUGAUAGCUCGACGAAGCCAGCUAUGAGAGGCCUAGGGAGAUGGAUGCGUAGGGGAAGCGCCACUUUGACUGAGAGCAAGGUCAGGAGCUCGUUGCCCCGCCGCUGAGAAGUUCCUUGGACGCGAACAGACGUCGACUGCAGCUAGGCAGAGCGCGGAGCGAGCGAGGGAGCGAACAAGCGCCGCGGAGUCGCCAGUGCUCGCCGAGGGGAGAGGUAGUUCGCGUCCCGCCGCCCCAGCUCGGCCCCGCGCACCCCGCCAUGGCGGAGGUGGGGGGGGUCUUCGCCUCCUUGGACUGGGAUCUACACGGCUUCUCCUCGUCUCUGGGGAACGUGCCCUUAGCUGACUCCCCGGGUUUCCUGAACGAGCGCCUAGGCCAGAUCGAGGGGAAGCUGCAGCGCGGCUCGCCCACAGACUUCGCCCACCUGAAGGGGAUCCUGCGGCGCCGCCAGCUCUACUGCCGCACGGGCUUCCACCUGGAGAUCUUCCCCAACGGCACGGUGCACGGCACCCGCCACGACCACAGCCGUUUCGGAAUCCUGGAGUUCAUCAGCCUGGCUGUGGGGUUGAUCAGCAUCCGGGGAGUGGACUCUGGCCUGUACUUAGGAAUGAAUGAGCGAGGAGAACUAUAUGGGUCGAAGAAACUCACACGUGAAUGUGUUUUCCGGGAACAAUUUGAAGAAAACUGGUACAACACCUAUGCUUCCACCUUGUACAAACACUUGGACUCGGAGAGACAGUAUUAUGUGGCCUUGAAUAAAGACGGCUCACCCCGGGAGGGAUACAGGACUAAACGACACCAGAAAUUCACUCACUUUUUGCCCAGGCCAGUAGAUCCUUCUAAGUUGCCCUCCAUGUCCAGAGACCUCUUCCGUUAUAGGUAAUGGACCCCUAGUGUGACCUCUGUGACCCCUGUACUCUAGGCCCACAGAUGUCCCUGCAAGCACUAUACUCAUAGCUUUUCAAUCCUCUUUCCUAUCAAUUUAGACGACAGAGGAGCAC
Ailuropoda melanoleuca (giant panda) is the source of this 1057-nucleotide messenger RNA. It is a transcript of the gene FGF16, whose product is annotated as fibroblast growth factor 16. The coding region runs from base 316 to 939 and encodes 207 amino acids. Lineage: Eukaryota; Metazoa; Chordata; Mammalia; Carnivora; Ursidae. The record is from RefSeq and is a predicted model, not a curated record. Gene Ontology annotation, molecular function: growth factor activity. The transcript has 3 exons.